AUGGGCAAUUGCCUUUCUUCCUCAGAUCAGAAGGAGGCCAAGGACCGGAGCGUGGCGAUUGACAAGCAGAUCGAACAGGAUAGUCGACAGUUCAAGAAAGAGUGCAAGAUCCUCCUCUUAGGUUCCGGCGAGUCGGGCAAGUCAACGAUUGUCAAGCAGAUGAAGAUUAUUCAUCAGAAUGGUUACUCCAAGGACGAGCUCUUGCUAUAUCGUCUUACCGUCAUCAAGAAUCUAGUCGACUCAGCACAAGCCAUCGUGCUCGCCUUGCGAAAGUUCAAGAUGGAGCCAGAGAUGCCGGAAAACCGUGAAAAUGUGGAUGUCAUCUUGCAAUAUAGAGUAGAUGCCGAUCCAGGAGCGACGCUCGAUCAUCCUAUGGCAAGAAAGGUCGAUUCGCUAUGGAAGGAUCCCAUCAUUCCAGCUAUCAUGGAACGCAGCAGCGAAUUCUACCUCAUGGACAGUGCCGCCUACUUUUUUGACAAUGUCAAUCGCAUAGGUCAAGCAGACUACGUUCCAGACGAAAACGACGUUCUUCGCGCACGUUCCAAAACAACAGGCAUCAGCGAGACUCGCUUCAACAUGGGCCAGCUCUCAAUACACCUCUUUGAUGUUGGAGGUCAACGUUCAGAGCGCAAAAAGUGGAUCCACUGCUUCGAAGCGGUCACCUCGAUCAUCUUUUGCGUCGCGCUAAGCGAGUACGAUCAGGUGCUACUCGAAGAGAGCGGCCAAAACCGAAUGGCCGAGUCACUCGUCUUGUUCGAGUCGGUCGUCAACAGUCGAUGGUUCCUGCGAACCUCGGUGAUUCUCUUUCUCAACAAGAUCGACAUCUUCAAGCAAAAAAUUCCAAAGCAACCGCUAUCCAAGUACUUUCCCGAAUACAGCGGCGGUCCGGACAUCAACAAGGCUGCAAAGUACAUUCUUUGGAGAUUUACACAGACCAACAGGGCGCGGCUCAGCAUCUACCCGCAUUUGACGCAGGCCACCGAUACCAGCAACAUUCGUCUCGUAUUUGCAGCCGUCAAGGAGACCAUUUUGACCAACGCGCUCAAGGAUAGUGGUAUCUUGUAG
Ustilago hordei is the source of this 1065-nucleotide messenger RNA. Its product is annotated as Guanine nucleotide-binding protein alpha-3 subunit. The coding region runs from base 1 to 1065 and encodes 354 amino acids. Gene Ontology annotation, molecular function: G protein-coupled receptor binding; G-protein beta/gamma-subunit complex binding; GTPase activity. Gene Ontology annotation, biological process: adenylate cyclase-activating G protein-coupled receptor signaling pathway. The transcript has a single exon. The record is from RefSeq and is a predicted model, not a curated record. NCBI's taxonomy places the organism in Eukaryota, Fungi, Basidiomycota, Ustilaginomycetes, Ustilaginales, Ustilaginaceae. Gene Ontology annotation, cellular component: heterotrimeric G-protein complex.